CAACACUAAUUUGCAAGUAAACGAGAGCCACCUCCUUAAAACCAGCGUCCGCUAAAAUAGUGUUUUCCAGGCAAUAUCUUACAAUCUAUUACGAGACUAAUGGGUUUGAACGACGCAUUUAACUACGUGCUAUUCAACAAUCCCGUCUCCAGCACCAUGUGGGGAAUCGCAGCGAACGGAGCGAAAGCGGUGGGAUUGAAACCGAAAGCUGUGGCACAGACGGCGGCGGCACAUACGACAACGACGGUCGCCCAACAAGCGCUUCCACCCCUGUGGAAGAUGCUCGGCUGUAACCGGCAGAUCUUGAGACUGGCCGGAGUAAGCGGUGCUACGGCCGUGAUGAUCGGAGCCUACGGCGCCCAUUAUCAUUUCGUUACAAACGACGACGAAGAUCGUGAUCCGAGACAGAUAUUCGACAUGACCAAUCGUUACCACUUCCUUCAUUCCCUUGCCCUUUUGGCGGCUCCGCUCGCAAGACGUCCCUACUUGACCGCUGUUCUGAUGACUGCUGGAAUGUCCAUGUUCUGCGGCACUUGCUACUACAUCGCGUUCACCAACGAUCGUCGGUUCGCCAAGUUUACUCCGUUCGGUGGCUUUUUACUCAUCUUUGGAUGGCUGUCGUUUGCAAUUUAA
Molecule: messenger RNA, 633 nt
Organism: Anopheles darlingi
Lineage: Eukaryota; Metazoa; Arthropoda; Insecta; Diptera; Culicidae
Product: transmembrane protein 256 homolog
Exons: 3
Coding region: 100-633 (177 amino acids)
Source: RefSeq, a predicted model, not a curated record